UCUACUCGGCCAAACUCGUGGGGGGAAAAAAAUGGGCGUCCUCGAGCGUGGUGCGUCUCAGCCCUCUGUACAAUCGGAUGAUCCCGGGUGGGCGGAGCCAAGUAGUAGGAAAUGGUACUUGGUUGGCUGACAGCCCCCAAGAAAACCGGCGGCGAGCGCCACAUUACUACCUGGCAGUGCCACUGUACAUCCUCCGCCGCUUCUUCCUCAUCAUUACUGCAGCAGCCAUUGAGCAAGAGAAACCCUCACGGGCCAAAACUGCAGUCACUCACAAAACAACAAACACGCAGAAGCAACUUACGAACCAAGCAACAACUUUGUAUGCUGCGGCCUCUAGAAGUGUCUGCGGAGGGCUCGGAGAUUAACGCUCAAGACAAGCGGCUGCAGGAUGGAGACCCAGAUACACGUGCCCGUCGGGUCGCCGGUCAUUAGGAAGAUUGCCAUUUUCGUGGACGAGCACAGCGUAGCCGAGGGGGCGAUGAAGCUCAUCAAAGAGCUGAGACCGGCGUGGGACAGCAGCCACGUCAAGACCAAGCUCUUCACCGACGGCACCACCAACAAGCUGGUGGGCUGCUAUGUGGAGGACAGUCCAGAUGAUGUAGUGCUGGUUCGAGUGUACGGAAACAAGACAGAGCUGUUUGUGGACAGAGACAAUGAGCUCAAAAGCUUUCAGGUGUUACAUGCUAAUGGCUGUGCUCCCCGCCUCUACUGCACCUUCCAGAACGGCAUCUGCUAUGAGUUCAUGCAGGGGGACGCUCUUGGGACGCAGGAUGUCAGGGAUCCUUUCCUGCUCAGACUGAUAGCCAGGGAGAUGGCUCGUAUCCAUGCUAUCCAUGCACACAACGGCUGCAUCCCAAAACCUAACCUCUGGAUAAAGAUGAGAAAAUACUUCUCCCUCGUGGCCACGGAGUUCACCGAGCAAGCCUCCAACAUCAGGAUCCAGCAGGAGGUUCCCAGCAAGGUGGUGCUCGAGCAGGAGAUGGUGUGGAUGAAGGAACAUCUCUCCACACUGGGUUCCCCUGUGGUGCUCUGCCACAACGACCUGCUCUGCAAGAACAUCAUCCACAACAGCAAAGAGAGUCAUGUUCGGUUUAUAGACUACGAAUACUCCAGCUACAACUACCAGGCCUUCGACAUCGGCAACCACUUCAAUGAAUUUGCAGGUAUGGCUGAGCUGGACUAUGGACUGUACCCCAGCCGGGAGAUGCAAAUGGACUGGCUCCAGGUGUACCUGCAGGCAUACAAACUAUUCACCAAGAAGACGGAGGAGGUCAGCCCACGUGAGCUGGAGACACUCUAUGUACAGGUCAACAAGUUUGCUCUGGCAUCUCACUUCUUUUGGGGCUUCUGGGCACUCAUCCAGGCAAAAUACUCCUCCAUCGAUUUUGACUUCCUCGGGUACGCUGUGCUUCGUUUCAACCAAUACUUCAAGACCAAACCUGCAGUGAUGGCCAUGCAGAUCCCAGAAUGAAAGCAGACCAACGAGGAAAGGAUAAGGAGAUGAAGACAGGCGGGAGGGUGUACCAGGUUUAAUGCUGGGACCUCCUGUAGGGUGGGAACUAUUCUCCGUGAGCCAGCUAUUGUUGAAUCACUCCCUGGUUUACCUGGCAUCCUUUUCUGCAACAAGCACAGUUGCCCUUUUAUUCCUCCAGACUUAGCUCCACAUCUGUCACAACUCUAGCUCAAGAAUGAUACAACUUCCAUGGGUUCUCUGUGUGUAUGUGAGUGUAUGCUUGUGUGUGUUCUUAAUUUAUCUCGAUAAACCUGAGGCCUCGCUUUCCCUCUGCAUCUGAACCAGCCAUUGUGAGCACGCAGUCCAAGUUUGGGGUAGAGAUCUCUUAUUAAAACCUGCUUCAUUGCCAGUCACACUGGCGCCAAAAUGUUCCACAACACUGGUAAUGAAGGUCAGAAGAGGAAUGAGAGUCAGGAGAGUUAGUUAGUCCAGUUCUCUGUGCAAUGUAUUUAUAGCUCAAUGCCACGACUUCAUUAUUGUUAUACUGGCUACAGACAUUUUAUCCUGGAUUCCUCACAUUCGGUGUGCGGUGAGACAUUCCUCCUUCUGUCUGAAGAUAUUUAACGGUUUGAAUUCUAAUCUACCUGAUCCUUCCUCUUAUUCUCCAUUGUUGGUGCUAAAUGCUCAUAGAUGCGGUAUUUCUGUACUGUACUUCCCAGAGAUCACCUGUGCAUCUAUUGCUGUGGGCAGCACCGUGUUGUCUUCUUUCCUUGAACUGAUGCAGUUUGAGCUUCUCCCACUUCCUCGUCUGAAUAUUCCAAACAUACUGCUGUCGCUGCUGCUGAAAUAUGAAACAUUAUUUUCGGUGUGAACGUGGACUUUCCCCCUGGGAGGACCUGACAUGUGGACAGGCAAAUGGAAAAGCUUUUUGUGGACUGGCUGUAGGUUGAAUCACUAUUGUGUUGUAGCAGUCAGUGAUAGAGAAACUAAUUUUGCAUUUAUUUAUGUGAGGACAUUGUGGAUUAUUUAAUAUUGCAGGUCAACGACUCCUCAGUUUGGGUUAAGUUUAGUCAGAGGAGGGGGGCCACAGUAGAUAAGAAGAAGGAGACCUGUGUUGAUGUCACUUUAAUCUCUGUCCAUUUCUGUCCUCAAACCAUUUUUCCACCUCCUUGACUUUUAUGGUCCGAGCGUCCCACUCUGUUAAACUUUCCAGACCUCUUGGAAAAUCCUUCCUCUCCUCCCCCUCCUCUAAUGCUUUACUGUGUCUGCUCCCUCCCUGCACUGUUCCUGUGAAUAUUUAUACAGUAAGGCCUGUUCCACUGGCCACCUUAACAUCUCAGUCCAGCUCUGUAAUCCAUUCAACUCGCAGAAUCACAGACAGAUUUUUCUUACGUAAUCGGACAUUGCGUAAAUUGUGCUGAGAGUCAAAUCAAGUCUAGCUUUAAAAAAAAGAGAGGCUGCAAUCGGUUUUCUAGGGCUUCGUGUUCAUCAUGAGAUCACAUCUUGUGGAUGGAAAAAGACGACAUCUGUCUCUUCACAUUCUAAAACGUAUUUUAUAGAAGGGAAUGAAUCCUUGUUUGACACAAAAUGCGUAUAUCCUUAAAACUUUAUAAUCAUUAAAGGGGGACCGCAUUUACCCAUCAAAAUCUGUUUACAGGUAUCGGGUAGUACUAUUCCAAAUAUGAAUAUAGAGUUAAUAAAACCGUAUAUUGCUCCAGUGAGCAACUUAAAAUCUUAUAAAUUGACUCAAGUGAUGUGACUUGAGUCUGCAUCGGUGUGGGGUACAAAUUUGAAAAUGGCAAAAGAAAAAAACAAGACGUAUGAAGUUUAAAAGAUGUGAGCUUACAGAUCUCUGUAGCCCCUAGUACCGUAUUGUUUUUACAUGAGGAAAUAAAAUAAUAUUCUGCUUGUGGUCCAGCAAAGGGCUGGUUUAUUUUCACCAUAGUAAAUAAACCAAAAUGGAGUCUGUUUGGCGACUUAAUUGAAAGCAGCUGCUUUAUUCUACAAAGACAACAAACCUGAGGACUGAUGCUAACUAACAUGAGCACCCGGGGUAUGGAUUAUAUGUACGUUAUGUAAUGUGAAUGCAUUUAAAGUCAAUUGAACUGAAUAUUGUGCACGUUUAGAUUAAUUUGAAUUCCCCUCAUAAAUAUUCACUCUGUGAAAGUGACAGACCUAGUAACCAACUCCUCAUUUCAGCUUGAGGCUACAGUUGGAUUCCUCCAGGGAUUCUCAUUAGUCUGUGAACUCUUUGGUUGAUACACUUCAGAUGUAGCUGUCUGAUCUUGUCUGUCCUAAAGGGUCUUGACAAAUGACAAAUAAGAGCAACAUAUCUGCAACUUGGUAAAACUGCAACCACUGACUGGUAUUUAUUUUCACCAUUUUAGCUUGAGAAAUGAAGCUACAACUAAGCAGUUAUCGGAAUAGUUUGUGAUUAUUCUUGUUCCAAUCGACACAGAAGACAUGAUACCACUGUUUUCACAGGCUGGGUAGUAGAAACCAUGAUUUAACAGUUAUUGUGCCCCUUAAAUAAGCACAGUUGGCCUUCAUCGCCCUUACUGGUUAAUUUCUUUUUUUCUUUUUUUGUCAUUCCUGCCCUUGAUAGUUUAAGAACAGCAACUUAAAUUUCAAUAAGAUAUUUCCUUCUUUCAUUCAAUUGCCCCAAAGUAAAAUUUUGAAUAUUAUUUAAAACAAACUUUUUAUGAACUUCAGGACAGGAGUCACCACUCCUCCCCAUCAUCGACACAAUCACUGAUCUGACUGAAGCUGUCCAUUCAUGCUGGGCUCCAGAAAAGAGGAGUGCCUACCCUCACCCACACAAAUUGACCCAACGGGGGGAAACUCAUUUGUCCCCCACAACUGACGGGUUUAAUAAUUUCCAAGGUGAGCAGCAGCCUUCCUGAACAGCAGAGCAUAUAGAGACUAACUGAUGAUAAUGGUUUCCAGUCAGGAUGUUUGCUGAGUGUUUUUAGACAUUUAGAGGGAUCAUAUUUAUGUCUGAAAUGUGUCCAUGGUUCUUAGAAGUGCUGAUCAGAGCUGUGUGUAUAUGAAUUAUAACUCAGUUUAGGGCUUUGUUGGGCAAAAUGGGGUAAAGGUGAAUUUAGAGAAAGAUGUACCCAUGAUGGCACUUAUUGGGAGCAAAACCUUUUUUCUUUUUUUUCUAAUCUGCAAUCAACCGCAAUGAAUUUUUAGUUUGCGAAUAAUUGAGAGGCCCUUUAUUUAGGGAACUAAGAGUGGAGUAAUCUACUUAGUAGACUUGCAGACAAAGGCCAAAUUAGAGAGCUUGCUGCUUGAAUGCACAAUCCUAAUACCCUGGUAGGAAUGUAGCCUAGAUAAAAAGGGCAUUUGCACUCCAUGAGCACUGAACGAAGGAAACUGACCCCGAGAGGACUUCGUCUGUUGACACAUUUUUGGAUUUUUAUUUGGUCUGGUUCAUUUUAUUUCUUCUAAAAUGGCAUCUAACACUGGCCAUUGGGUCUAGACACUGAUGUGAAAGGCUAAAGGCUUCUGUAAAUGUAGGGUUGAACUGAAAACACAUUCCACACAGGAGUCACCUUACCCACUGUGUUGUUUGAAACUGAAAUGUUGGUCACCAAAACUGAACAUUUUCAACCCUGUGUUUUCUAAAGACUACUAUAUGUUUCUCACAUCAUGUUCCCAAAACCGUCAUGUCCCCCUUCUAGACUUCUCUAAGGGAAACACUGACACACGUCACAACCACUAGAUUUAAAUUACCAUUUGUACUUUAUAAUUUCAAGUCAAGGUCCACUUACUAGCUUUUUUAGGAGCUUUCAGCUGCAUGACUACAUAGGAUCAUGGUUAGUCGACAUAGUUUACAUUGUGAUGAAUCUGAGUAAGCGUUGCUGUCAAACUACAUUGUACAAGGAAAAAAUAAUGUAUUGAUACCAAAUUUUGGGGUUUUACAUAAGAAAUGUUAUCGAGUGUUGGAUGUAAAGUGCUUACAAAUUAUUUUCAUGGUGAUAAAGUUAAUGAUUGGGCCUUUGAACAUCCAUAGACAAAUGAUCUGAAGUGAGAAGAUAAACCCCGAGACUUGUUGUCUUAUAUCAACUUAUUUUGUUUACCAAUAAGUUAGCAGAGGCUAGCUGAAGGUUUUGCACUGACAAUGACAUUUGACCUUCUUUUUCAGGCCACAGAACGGAAAUGUGAGGUUUAAAUUCACGUGAGUGUCAUGUACAUUCUCUGAAUAAUUCAUGUUUCGGAUCAACAUUAAUAGAAACAACAUUGACUUUGUCACUACACACUGGGUAAGGUGACAAUAAGCCAAAGUUAUUGUGAAUAUUUCAUGAAGUUCAUGAUACAUUUUAUCUGUUUCUUUGGCGACCACUCUGAUCCCAGAUUGGCUGUCUGAAUUUCCACGCUGACCGUCAAAGAUUUCCCUCUGUAUGUUUAGCCUCGCGAUGUGUUUGAGAGCAGUUUUUAAAAAAGGUUUAUUUAUUGAGUGAAUCUAACAUUGUAUUUCACACACUUUAUUUUGUUGAUUCUCUAAUCAUACCAAAAUGGUGAGCUUCAGAGAGUUUGCAUUGCAGUUCAUUUGAGAUUAAAUAUUUUUGUGCACACUGUACAGAUAACUGAUUAUUUUGUCCGUGUUAAACUGAAAUUUACUUUUUGUAAAUGCUUUCACUUGAAAUGUAGAGCGCUGUGUAAAGGGAGCCAGUGUUUGGCUUGUAGAUGUGACUCUGUAAUGUACUCAUCCACUGCGUCAAUGUGUGUGGAGAUGGAGGAUGUAAAUACUGUAAGAAAUACUGUGAAACGCUUACUGUACACUACAGUGAUCCUUCACAUCUCUGUAGGAGUGGCAAGAAUAAUUAUUUAACAGUUGUCAGUAAAUUUCCAUAAAAAUGGUUUAAAAAAAAAAGUAUACUUCUGAUUUCUCUGGUCUCAAAGGUGUUGGGAAUUCAUAAAACUACAAAUAUCUGACUUUA
Messenger RNA from Scophthalmus maximus (turbot), 6396 nucleotides. It is a transcript of the gene etnk2, whose product is annotated as ethanolamine kinase 2. Gene Ontology annotation, biological process: phosphatidylethanolamine biosynthetic process. Bases 389 to 1471 code for a protein of 360 amino acids. Gene Ontology annotation, molecular function: ethanolamine kinase activity. NCBI's taxonomy places the organism in Eukaryota, Metazoa, Chordata, Actinopteri, Pleuronectiformes, Scophthalmidae. The record is from RefSeq and is a predicted model, not a curated record. The transcript is spliced from 9 exons. Gene Ontology annotation, cellular component: cytoplasm.